Messenger RNA from Myxocyprinus asiaticus (Chinese sucker), 2152 nucleotides. RefSeq names its product cytoplasmic phosphatidylinositol transfer protein 1-like. The transcript is spliced from 10 exons. Lineage: Eukaryota; Metazoa; Chordata; Actinopteri; Cypriniformes; Catostomidae. Gene Ontology annotation, cellular component: cytoplasm. Gene Ontology annotation, molecular function: phosphatidylinositol binding; phosphatidylinositol transfer activity. The record is from RefSeq and is a predicted model, not a curated record. Gene Ontology annotation, biological process: phospholipid transport. The coding region runs from base 381 to 1307 and encodes 308 amino acids.
CAGAAAGAGAAGUAGAGAGACAGACAGGAAGCUAUGGUUUCAUUCUUAAAUCUAUAUCACUUUAAAAAAAGAAAUUGAAAUAGAAAGAAAAACAAUACAGACAAUUGAGAGAAAAAAUGAGAGCAACAAAAUAAAUAGGUGGAUAGCCAACACAUUGGUAGAGUUUACUGAACCAGACAUAUUCUGACAUCUGUAGAGGGCAACAAAGAGAGUGAGGUGUGAUUUUAGAGGUGUAACUCUAGCAUUGCUUUACUGCAAGAACUUACGAGAUUCAUACAUAGACAUUCAUUUGAUUUUAGGAAAUAAUUUAGUUUUAGAGAGACAAGUUGGUGAAAGAGAAAAGCAAGUGGAUUAAAACAAGUCCCAUCAAAAACCAAACCAUGUUGGUAAAAGAAUACCGAAUAUGCAUGCCUCUUACUGUGGAUGAGUAUAAAAUCGGCCAGUUGUAUAUGAUCAGCAAGCACAGCAGUGAACAAAGCGGAGGAGGUGAAGGGGUGGAGGUGGUCCGUAAUGAACCUUGCACAGACCCCACAUGCGGAGCUGGUCAGAUCACAGAGAAACGCAUCUACCUCAACAGCAAACUGCCUGCCUGGAUGAGAAGGUUUGUUCCCAUGGCUUUUUAUGUGACAGAAACGGCUUGGAAUUUCUACCCUUACACAAUAACAGAGUACACGUGUUCCUUCCUACCGAAGUUCCACAUCAGGAUAGAGACACGCUUUGAGAAUGACAACGGGUGCACAGAAAAUGUGUUUGGUGAUAACCCCACACCAAAAGGCAAUGUCUGCUUUUUGGAUAUCUUGAGUGAUCCAAUCCCUGACAAGCAUUACAAGCAAUCGGAGGAUCUGAGCAACUGGGUGUCAAAGAAAACAGGCCGGGGACCCCUAGUGGAUGGCUGGAAGAACAUCAACAAACCUAUUAUGUGCUCCUACAAGAGAGUCACCUGUAGCUUUGAGGUCUAUGGCUUCCAAGGAAGGACCGAGGAGUUUGUUCACAGGAACAUUCGUGACAUUCUUUUGGUGGGACACAGACAAGCCGUGGCAUGGAUUGAUGAUUGGCAUGGAUUGACACUUGAAGAGGUCAGAGAGUAUGAGAGAAAACUGCAGGAGGAAACCAACAGCAAACUGAAGAGUGAUAUAAACUGCACAGACUCUGCUCAAUCAGUGCACCACAUCUUCACUCGCUCCAUCUCUGUUAAUGAUGAAUCGUCACUGAAAAAGUUGGGGAUAAAGACUUUGGACAUUGAAGACUCUUCAUCCUGCCCACCCUCUAUCAAAAGUCCUUUGAGAUUAAAUUCCAACCCGGAGUAACAGCCCUCAACCCGUCUUCCCACCCUCACCCCUCAACAAGUCUACCAUUCUGGAUUUAUCAUAACCACUGACAGUAUUACUUCUUGAAACCAUUCAUUCAUGAGAUAAUUUAUCAAAAUUCUCUUGACUUGGACUUUCUCUUCCUGCAUCUAUAAAACGUAUAGGGAGACAUUCCACAUCGUCUACUAAAAAUAUGACACUCUUCUCUUAAUUCCCUCAGAACUUGUAUGCAUGGGCACCAUCCAGAGGUUGACAUUUUGCCAAAUUCUCACUUUACAACAGUAAAAGGGCUGAACUGGAAGCAAUACUCCCACCUCACAAAACGGAAUAUAAUGUAAUAAUAGAUAUAACAUAAUAGUGGUACUGGUUCCACAUGGAGUGAAACCAUAUUUCUUAAGGUCAAUAUAUAUAUUCACUUCUCUCACAGACAAGCCCUCCUCAACAAAAUAGCAAACCUGUGGACUCAGGAAGUGGUUUAUUCCAUGGACUAUGAACAUGAAGUGGACCACAGACCCAGCUGAGCACAGAAUGAAGAUGAACAGCCUCAAUUAAUCUCAAGAGACAACCUUUAGCCUGCUUCAAUGAGACACUGUCAUAUGGAUUAUGGCAAAUGUGAGUGGCUAGCCAAAAUUUCAAGUGGGUUACUGGUACAGAGGUUAACCUUUAACCCUGCAUCAAUACAUUGAUAGAACGUAAUUGAGUGUUGUCACAAAGUACACAUUGGGAACAUUAUCAGUAGUACUCAUGGUGAGUAUUACUGGAUUGGGCAUUACUGUAUGAGGCUGAUACUACACCAGCCUUUAAGCAGUAAUAUGACAUUGGUUUUAUUCUGUAUUUUUCUCUUG